CUCCGUCCCCUUCGGCACCGGCGUGCAACAACACCCUCUUGCCUUCUCUAACUCUUCCUCAACUCCACCGAUUUGGCAUACUGCCAACAAUCAACAUCAUAUACACUUUCCGGGAUUAGCUUUGCUGCAUACUCCCCGGUUGAUCCACCUGCCGGCCUCCCUUACGGCGGAUUCCGGCCCCAGCGCCUCCCCGAGGAGAUGCCGCCUCCCAACUCGGCAUCACACGGCACCCCAACCCUGUCACCCACCACACUCGCGCCCGAGCCGUUGUCGCGACGAUCGUCGACUCCCGACUCACCCGUCCCUGUGGAGAGCGAUAACGCCCACGACGAGAAUGUGAACUUCCUUCGAUCCCGAUCCUUACUGUACAAUCCGCUACUACCUUCACUCAGUCGACAUCGCCGUCGUCGAUACCAGACUUCGCAUCCCCGACAGAUGGAGGAACCAUCGGCUGACGACCUGAUGGACCUGGACGACCCAAGCAAUCUCCGGUUAUCUGUCGAAAUCAACCGUCGCAUACCUAUCGUCCGACGCCAACGGGAAGAACCCAGAAGUGUGCCCAACUACGAAACUCGCCGGUCAAAUUCGCGCUCCUUGUAUGGAUGGGCCCCUGGGUCAGAUGACGAAGACGAGGAACCCCGCCGCGAAGAGUCGGAUGACGACCAGAUCCAACCUUUCCUCCACGCAGUUCCAGAUCGCAAUACCACAUCAAGUCGAUCUCGCCGACAUGAAUCCACAGCGCACAGCCCACCGAUUGCAGUCGGAGAUGGUCCCACCGAGGGUUCCGAUCGAUGGCUGAAUGGGCCGAUCCCGAUGGAGCUGUUGCAGUCGACAAGGCGACAGCCAAGAUUAGCGAGAACGCGGACACUGGAGAGCUUUCUGUUGGAUCGGUAUGGGGCUCGUUCUAAUGAUGAGUUUGAAGAAACCGAGCGCAUAGGGGGAUCAUCGUCCACAAGAGCCUACCGAUAUCGUCCGCCCAAUAGGGGCGACUCACAUCGACCUCUUACCCACAGCGACCUGCGCGCCCGGGUUGCUGCACACCGGCAACUACAUUCGAGCACUCCUGGCGACUCGGUUCUGAAGGAUACGAUCAACUACCUCGAACGUCUUCGAUAUUCCAAUUCCUUUGAGGAAAGCAUCAGCUCCGCGGCCGCGACGGGCUUCAUCUCAUUGGAGAACUUCUCGUUGAAGGACAGCGACUUCAUUCUGGACAUCAACACCAUUGUGCCACCGGCACCCUCAUCGUGGCUGCGGCCGGGGGUGGUAUUCUCUGGCUGCCAACGGGCUGCGAAUGCGGGAUGUUCUGUACUGUCCCAGCGCGUGCAAAGUCCCCACACCCCCAGCGAGCCAGUGAUCGUCAACGGUAGCGACAGCACCCGCAUCAGUGUAUAUACUUCAACCGGGCGAAGGUAUCUUGCCAAUGCUCGGGAUGAGAACUGGCCGGUCAAGGUCACAAUUCACAGCAUAAACUACACGGACAUGACGUUGUCCGGUACCAUGGAGGCCUACAAUAUUCCUGACAAGUCGUCACCAACCCACGACGCACAUAUCGUGACGUUUCUGGAGGGGGAAAUCAUCGAUUUCAACAAGCACACCCUUGAGACCAAGAACUUCAAGGCGGAUGCGGAUAUCGAUAGUACAUACUGGCGGGAACUGCAGCCAUUCAAGGAUCUGCCCGAUUCUGAAAUUGCCAAGAAUCUCGUGAGCAAGAAAUGGAUUACCGAGCAAUUGAUUCAAGGGUGGAUCCUGAUGAGAUGGAAAGAGCGAUGCUUCAUUACCCCUACCGAUGCGCGUCAGGGUCUUACAAUAUCUGGCUUCUACUAUAUCUCACUCCGCCGUGAAGAUGGCCACAUCGAAGGCUUGUAUUAUGACCCGGGCAGCUCGCCUUACCAGCAGCUGUCUCUGAAACCGGACACGACGAAAAUGGUUCGACCGUCCUACAACUUCCGCUAGGUUGAUGAACCUUUUGCAACAGAUAGGCCACCAUCUGGAUACUUGUUGCCGGUCGGUAUUGGGCAGCAUGGGGCUAUUCAGGCCUUCUUUUGGGACAUAGCUAUGGCAAUCUUACAAACUUUACGCCUCCUUGUGGUGUUUGGGGGAAACACUGCGGGACGAUACUCCUUAUUAUGAUCGACUAUUGGCCUCUUCUUUAUUUUAUUUUGCAUAGCUGGAUGGAGUUGUAUUGUGUAUUCAGUCUACUGACACUGCACAUGUCAUGGAAAGGGUCUUUUCCCGGUCUUGUCUUUCUUGUUCAUUGGAUAAAGACACUGUUUCCUGCAUUUUAUAGCAACUCUUCACAAUUUCAUUGUAUCAAUCAUUCUUGGAUCCGAAA
Molecule: messenger RNA, 2332 nt
Organism: Penicillium brasilianum
Lineage: Eukaryota; Fungi; Ascomycota; Eurotiomycetes; Eurotiales; Aspergillaceae
Source: the annotation of a GenBank genome assembly